This is a messenger RNA of Cicer arietinum (chickpea), 728 nucleotides long. Its product is annotated as non-specific lipid-transfer protein 1-like. Gene Ontology annotation, molecular function: lipid binding. NCBI's taxonomy places the organism in Eukaryota, Viridiplantae, Streptophyta, Magnoliopsida, Fabales, Fabaceae. Gene Ontology annotation, biological process: lipid transport. The record is from RefSeq and is a predicted model, not a curated record.
UUCACUUUCACGAACCAAACUUGUAACUUUCAAACAAAACAAAGGAAACUAAAACUUGUAAUAAUUUGGUAUGUCAUUUACUAUAUAUAGUCAAGCUUCGAUCAUUCUCUCCAAAUAAAAUUCCCAUUAAAACACCGACUCCGAUUUGUAUGUUUUGUUAUCAUUAAUUCAAUAUCUAGCUCAAUGGUGAUGAGGAAGUUUACUUACUUGACGAUGAUGAUCUUCAUGAUUUUGGGUAUACAACAAACAAUUGUUGCGCUCACUUGUAGUCAAGUGGAAAGAAAGUUAACACCAUGUGUUGCUUACGUGACGGGAAGUGGUGGUGCCGUCCCUCAACCAUGUUGUGAGGGUGUUAGAGCUUUAAACAACCAAGCUGUGACCACAUCUGAUCGUCAAGCCACAUGUAGGUGUAUCAAGACCCUUGCUAAGGAGUUGCGUGGACUGAAUUUAGACACCCUUGCUGAGCUCCCUAGUAAAUGUGGGGUUAACUUGCCUUAUACUCUUGGCCCCUCCACUGACUGCAACAAGAUUAAGUGAGCACUAUAGCUCGUUAAUUAAAAGGGGUAAUGCUGUUGUUUUCCAUAUGAAGCUUGAGGUGACAACAGAUAGUAAAGAAGUCGUCAACACCUAUAUGUGCGGAUCCCCGAGCCCGAUUUAGAUAUAUAAUUAUUAUUAUGAUUAUUAUUAUUAUUAUUGUUUGAUGCAAAUAUAUGGUGUGUGUGUUUGUA